AUGGCGUCCACAACUCCGCACUCGUCUGCUCCGAGGAGGUCAAAGGAGUCGGAGCGGAUAGGCAGCUUUCAGCGCCAUGAAGAGAUUGGUCGAGGGAGCUUUGCAACCGUCUACAAGGCCAUCCAUACUACCGGAUCGGGUGUGCAGAGCAUCGUGGCGAUCAAAUCUGUCAACAUGUCCAAGUUGAACAAGAAGUUGAAGGACAACCUGACGUCGGAGAUUUCGAUCCUCAAAGGCCUCCAUCAUCCCCAUAUUGUAGCCCUUAUCGACUGCAAAGAAUCGAGUGCUCACAUACAUCUGGUCAUGGAAUACGUUGCUCUGGGUGAUCUUUCCCACUUUAUCAAGAGACGAAAUGAGAUCAAGGACAGUGACUUGGUAGGUAACAUGGUGGUCAAAUAUCCCAAUCCUCGGUACGGUGGGCUUCACGAAGUGGUGGUCCGGCACUUCCUAAAGCAACUUGCCAGCGCGUUACAGUUUCUGCGAGCUAAAAAUCUCAUCCAUCGAGAUGUCAAACCCCAGAAUCUCCUGUUGAACCCGUCCCCUGACUACUUCGAAAAACACAAGCCACAUCCUAUGCCUUACAAAGUCGGCGACGACUCGCUCAAUCCCGUAACUGGCAUCAAAUCAUUGCCUAUGCUCAAGAUUGCAGAUUUUGGGUUUGCUCGGUCACUGCCUUCGACAGCCCUUGCCGAGACCUUGUGUGGCUCACCGCUCUACAUGGCUCCUGAGAUCUUACGGUACGAGAAAUACGGGGCAAAGGCGGAUCUUUGGUCUGUGGGAACCGUACUCUUCGAGAUGAUGACCGCCCGGCCUCCUUUCCGGGCCUCGAAUCAUGUCGAGUUGCUUCGAAAAAUCGAGAAGAGCGAGGACAAGCUCAAGUUUGGGGAUGAAUACAUAAUCACCGAAGAAAUGAAGAAGCUCAUCCGCGCACUUCUUAAGAGAGAUCCGGAGGAGAGGCUUUCAUUUCCCGAUUUCUUCAGCAACGAGAUUGUGGCAGGUCCCAUUCCUGGUUUACACCCAGAGGAUAUGCCCCAAGAUCCCGUCCAACCCCGGAACGACCGUCGGCGAAACAGCCGAACUGAUCCCGUAGGGCUAGCUCGCCCAGGCUCACGAAAGGAACCGCAAAGUCCUUAUACUGAUUCUUCCAAGACCGCAUCGGAGGAAACUAUACCAAGGCGAUACAGCCGGCCAUUAUCCGGGACAAAGGAUCAAAUUAUCACGCAAAGAAUCACAAACGAAGAGCUCCAAGCAACUCUCGAGUCUCCUGCUAGUCCAGCUGAAGGACGUCCUGCUCUCCACCCUCAUGCCACCGCACCCGCCAGGCAAGAGCUCGUACUUCGUCCAUUGUCAGCUCCAAUGGCCCGCCAGACAAGCACAGGCUCGCACAAGCUGCCCCCGUCUUCGUUGCGUAGCCAAGUCUACGACGAAGACCAGGAAGCCGCGCUGCGCAAGGAACAGGAAGAGAAGGAACGGGAGCGGGUUGCGCAAGACAUUGCCUUCGAGAGAGAUUACGUCCUAGUGGAGAAGAAGGCGGUGGAGGUCAACGCCUUGGCUGAUGAGCUUGAAGCCAGCCCACGGCUGAACAGGAAUUCUCUCCAGGCUGCCGUGUCCCCCAAGUCGGGAGCGAUGAUCCGGAGAGCCACGACACAAGGCCCGCCUAACUCUGCAACGGGCGCUCAAACGAGCGCUUCUCGGGCCGUCCAAAUCGCCUCAGGGAGGAGACCGGAGUCACUUCAUCAGCGCCAAAACUCGUACGAGCGACGAUAUGGCCCAAGCCCUGCUUCGGCAACUUCAGCGAUUUCAAAGGCUCUGAAUAUGGCAAGCGGUCGACUCUUCGGGGUGGGAUUCUCUCCCCCAGUUAACUUGAUCCGUGGCGGCAAGUCUCCCCCAAUCAACUAUAGCCCGUUUCCUACAUAUCCUGGAGCACAAAGUAGCCUGGUAGUAAUUGGUGAUUCUAAGGGAACACCAGCCGACGAAGACACCAAAUUCGUGCAGACUGUGGAGGAAAUUGCCACCAGGAGCGAUGUCGUGUAUGGAUUUGCGGAGGUCAAAUACAAGCAAUUGAUUCCUGCUGGCCCCUCCCACCCCGGACUCGGCUUGCGCAAUGCAUCCGGCGAUAACAUCGCUGGGGGCCCAUUUGGUGCCUCUAACGAAGACCUCACCAUCGAAGCUGUCGUGAUCGUGGCGGAGGAGGCUUUGGUGCUCUACGUGAAAGCGUUGGCUCUGCUCGCCAAAGGCAUGGACAUUGCGGCACGUUGGUGGGCGCGCAAGAAUCGCGCUGACGCUACUGGCGACAACGUCACGUACCGGUCCAGCGCAAACUCGGCUGCAGCAGGCCAGAGGAUGAACAACGUCGUGCAAUGGAUUCGGAAUCGCUUUAACGAAGUUCUCGAAAAGGCAGACCUGGUUCGACUGAAACUCAUCGAUAGCCAGCGGCGCCUGCCUGAAGAUCAUCCCAGUCACCCCAACAACGUCUCGACCACAACUGCAUCAAGUGCCGGCUUAGGGACCUCGGCAGAUCAAGUGGUUGUGAGUUCUGGCAUUACUGCCGAGAAGCUCAUGUAUGACCGAGCCUUGGAAAUGAGUCGAGCAGCCGCAAUCAAUGAGCUGACCAAUGAAGACCUGGUUGGAUGCGAGAUCUCAUAUGUUACGGCAAUCCGGAUGUUAGAAGCUGUCCUGGAGAAUGACGACGACAACCUGUCCAGAAAUGGUAGUGGCACGAGCGAUCAAGAUGAGAAAGAGGAUUUGGCUCCCAUUAAUGGACUGGAAGCUGAAGAUAGGAGGACCGUGAAGAAUUUGGUGGCAAGCAUUCGUCAACGCCUGACCAUCAUACGGAGAAAGCUUCAAGUCAUCCAGAAGCGUGCAUCGGCACCGGCCGUUGCCUCUCCAAGCAGGGCAUCUCCUCCUAUUUCGUACCGGAGUAGCAACCCAACUACAGGUACUGCAGCUACACCUCCGCGGUCAUGA
Molecule: messenger RNA, 2967 nt
Organism: Cladophialophora psammophila CBS 110553
Lineage: Eukaryota; Fungi; Ascomycota; Eurotiomycetes; Chaetothyriales; Herpotrichiellaceae
Product: ULK/ULK protein kinase
Exons: 3
Coding region: 1-2967 (988 amino acids)
Biological process (GO): peptidyl-serine phosphorylation; autophagy; protein autophosphorylation
Cellular component (GO): autophagosome; cytoplasm
Molecular function (GO): protein serine/threonine kinase activity; ATP binding
Source: RefSeq, a predicted model, not a curated record